AGUCCACUCUACUACUGCCGCACACAGACAGACCCAGCAGAGUACAGGUGAGCUUCAGUGAGUGGACCAGCACGCGCCACACAGCAAUGAGUACUGCUGCUGCAGAGCCCGUCACCUGCAGGCCAUUCUAUUUAUCUUCAGGGGGUUACCUUGGAGAGGACAUGGUUUCAUGGAGGGAUGAGACAAAGUUGCCUUUUUGCACUUAAGCACCAGAUUCUUUUCAACAAGACUUUGAGUCUGAGCCAAAACAGGCUCAACAAAACAAAACAUUGACGAGGGGAAAAAUAUGAAGAAACAAGGUGAAGACAGACCCAAAGAUUUGCCGGGCAGAGUGUAACUCAAAUUGGGGUGAUGGCUUCUUCCUUAAUUGUUUUUUAGUACUGGAAAAAGAGCAGUGUGUUCUAAACACUUUGUUGGGCUGUAAUAUAAAAAAGUAACACAGGAACAAAGACAUAAUUGAACAGCUUCAAUGCAAAGCCAUCUUUGGAAUGACCUUUGCAGAGUGAAAUGUUAUUCCUCACAUGCGCCCAACAGCAGGAAACUGCCAUAUGCGCAGCUCCCUUUUCAUCUCAUACUGUAGUUAUGAUGGCCAAGAUAAAGAGCAGAUCUUUUCGCUGAAAGAAAAAUAAUCUGGGGGCUGGAGAUUUGGAUGAAGACAGAGAGAAGGCUUUGGUGACUGAAAUAGCGACGGAGGAAGAGCAACGUCUGGGAAAAGAAAAAAGGAGAUUUAGAGAAGACUGGGCUGUUUCUCGGCUCUCCAUGCCAAAAUGGUGCAUUUUUUUUUUUUUGUGGCAGACGUCCAGUGGAACUCAUUUGGGGAAUGUUGCCUAGGCCCUACAGGGAGAUCCAGUUAGAUAGAGAAUUAGACUUGAAGACAAAAGCUAGAGUACAGUUCUUUUUGAGAUUUUUCAGUCGACUGCAAGAAAACAUGUGGAAGGAUUUGUGCUGAAUGCACAACCACAACCGUUAGUCAACUGGAGAACCGUGCUACAUUCUUUGACACAUUUUUAUUUUGUUUUGUUUUUCGCUUUUCUCCCUGUAUACCAGUGAGGACUAAAACUUCAACAGGGAGCUUUGAUCCAACUUGGAUGAAAAGACUUGCAUAGAGGACUGCAGAGGAGUGAUUUGAACUUGGAGUAAGAAUGGAGAUGGAGAAAGGACACACGUCUUUGCGUAGAGGAGUGAGCUGUAGUCCAGAAGGAUUGACUAAACCUAUCCAGGCAGCACAAGCCACCACCGUGGAGGAGUCUAACACAACACAUGAAACGACUGGACACAAUGUGGAACAGAUGCGAAGCAAAACAAAUCUAACCAGGAGCGUCAGCUUAUCUGAGAAGGAGCUAAAGGAGGCCCGACAGAGAAGUCACAUCAUUGCUGCGCAGCUCACUGUCCCUUCCAGCUCCAGCUCCAGAGGCGUGCAACUCUUCAACCGGCGCAAGCAGAGAGUCAGCGCCUUCACACUGGAAAGCAGUGGAGUGCGCUCGAAGGAGUACGUAACCGGGAAUGUGAAACCCAACCCGUCAUGUGGCAAACUAACAUGGGCAGAGAGAAGUCGUGAGGAGAAGGACAAAGACUUGAACUAUAAGAAUUGCACUACCAACCCACUAUUCGUGCCUAUUGGGAGUACACAGGCAACAGGCGAUAGCAUGGAGGAACAAGGCGACUGUUAUGUUAAAGAAGAUGUAGCUGAGCUCAGUACUAUCCAAGAAAGACAUUUCCUCCCUGUGAAAGAAAUAGAUGAGCAGGAGGAGGAGCAAAAGGAUGCAGUCUACAAAGAACUUGAAGGCAAAGUCAAGGAUGAGCUUCCACCUGAAAGAGAAAAUACGAAUCCAAUUGCAAUGAAUCUUCUGGAGAAAGAGGCGGCGAUAAAUGGAGGCCACAUCUCAUCACCUCCUCUUGAAAAGCUUUCUAAUGGCUGCCAUGGACCGCCGAUUACAGGUGUGUUUGUAUCGAAGCAGACCACAACCAUCACCAAUCGAACUGCCAGGCCGUUUUUCUCACCGCUGACGGUGCAGUCUCAAGAGGAAGGUAGUCCUGUCAUGGACAACCUCCCGACUCGUUUUGCAUUCACUGCUCCCCAGCCAGUCGCAGUUUCACCUCCGCCCCCUCCGCCCCCUCCAGCAUAUCCCACACCUCCCCUACCUGCCUUCACAAACAAGCCUCCAAAGACGGAUUACUUCAGUCCACCUGUGACGACUCCCACUAACCCUCCACCAACGCCUGCCUUUACUGUAUCUCAGAAUGCUGCUUCACCACUUCCCCAUUAUGGGCCCCCAACAGCUCCAAAACCUUCCGCUUUCGUUCGUCAACCUUUUCCAGAAAGGAAGUCUGCGCCACCAAUAAAAACAGGAUUACUUGAGGAUAGUGCUGCCAAACGACCCACUAAAAAGUCGAUGUUCACGUUCAAAGAGAAGAAGGUUGUCGCUCCGAACCCUGAGUUGCUUUCUCUAGUGCAAGGGGUGGAUGAAAAGAAGAACCACAGGCAAAGAUCUGUGCCUCAGUCCGCAUCUGAGGAGGAGUUACUAGCACUGGGUGCGGAAGCAUCCAACUUCCUUGCCAAAGAGGAAGAAACGGCUGAAGAAGCCAAAGCCCCAGAGUGGACCUCCUGUCUGAAGAGCUCCAGAACCUAUACAAGGGUCGAACAUAAACCAGAACAGACCCUCAGUGAUGCAUCGGGAAAAGGUGCAGAUCUUUUUGCCAAGCGCAAGUCCAGAAUGGAGAAAUUCAUCGUUGAGAACCAGAAUGCAGGUCAACAUAUUAGACCUCCUUCUCCAACAAUGUCUUUGCCGCCAUCGUGGGUUUACCCAUCAAAUAUGCCGGGUAGGGUAAAAGCUAUUGCUAAAAACUCUGACAUGUGCGCUCAACUUGCACUCAACAUGAAAGCCCAACAAACUGCCAAGCCGAAACCAAGACAAACGGCACCAGCAACACAAGUUCAAGAGACCCCUGCUCUUGAGAAUGGUUGCUCCAAGAUCGAGAUGGACCUCUCAAGACACAAACCCUACCAACUUAACUCAUCCCUCUUCAUCCUUAAGCCAGUCAAGGAUCCGUUGAGUACCCUACCGAAAGGAGCACCGCAGUCCAAAAACGAGUUCCUCCCUCCAUCUUUAUCUAGACAGGCUUCCUUACCGAACAACCCUGCUUCUCUCUUUUCCACCCAGUCUCAAUCUCCUCAGUUUCCCGUCAACUCCAUCACAAGAGUAGACUAUCCAUCAAAUUCAGCCUGUGGGAAGCCAUCAACUGCUUUUUCUCCAACCCGUGUGUCAUCUCCUCGGCUGGGGAUCCAAGCACCAAAGCCAAGAUUUUCUGCCAAGAAAGCCGGGCUUGAAGCACAGAAACCAAAGGAACCCUCCCCAACCGAACCACCCAAUGAGACUCGGCUGGGCCCUACAAGGAAGUACAGCAGCCCCGACUGUCUCGCCAGUACAACGUGGAUGUCCGGUCUUCAAGCUAAGAGUCCCUCCGCGACCGUCUCCAGCCGAUCAGUCACAUCACCUAUUCCGUUUUCAAGGGUUGCAAGAUGCCAAUCUCCAAUGAGCAAUCAAGGGAUUCGGCUUUCGACAGUAUCAUCACCUUCCGUGACCGAGCCACCACAGACCUCGACAUCCACAUCUCCAUGCUCACCGCCUUGGGGUUCAAGAUGCCACUCCCCAAUGGUCUCCCAGAACAUCCAGUCAUCCGCCAAUUCCUCUGGUCAUGAUUUCAGAUUCCAAACGUCCAAUUCCUCUCGCUCGCAACCAUGGGGUUCAAGAUGCCAGUCCCCGGUAGUCCAUGCGCAAUCACCAAAUGCUUUACACACUUUAUCUAAAACAUCCGCAAACACCUCACCACUCUCUCCACCUUGGGGAUCAAGAUGCCAGUCUCCUAUGCUGAGCGUGAGUGCCGAGAAUUCCACCCUCUCCUCACUUUCUUCUUCCAGACCUUUUCAAACAUCUACAACUGCACCUCACCGUUCUCCUCCUUGGAGUCCAAGGUGUCAAUCACCAAUGGUAAUCCAGACUAUCCAUCCGUCCGCUAUUUCAACUUCCACACUUUCCAAAACAUCAACAACCACGCCUCCUGUCUUGCCCCCUUGGCGCUCACGUUCCCAGUCUCCUGCACUUUCUCAUACAAGUUUGUCUUUCCCUUCUGCGCACCGCCUGUCCGUAUCCUCUACCUCUUCUCCUGUUUCCCUACCCAAGGACAGUCGCUGCAUGUCCCCAAUCAGUAAUAAUUUAGACUCAAAGGCCAACCAUCGAAUGCUGGCAAAGAACAUAAUCAAUGCAGCCAAACGUAAAAACAGCCCCUCGCCAGGUGCAUUGAGCGGUCACAGUUUAGCUAUCUCACCUGUGGGCUAUGCCCUCCAUGGUUAUGACAGUAAAACAGUCCAAUCACGACCACUGGGGGGUCAGUCGCCUACCUUCGCCAGCCCUCCUCCAACCCCAACACAGCGGAUCUGCUCUCCUGCGAGGCUCUACAACACACGCUCUCUGACCGACUCGGAUGCAUCCAUAGAGUCCGAGGACUCGGGUCUGCGGUCACCUGGCAUGCACUCUUACAACACCUGUCCCCGUGGUUGGAGCGGCAGUCUGAGGGUGAAGAAAAGCACCAUCUCCACUGACCUGUGAGGUUUCAACACUUGGGGGUUUCAUUGGCAUUGUAAACAGAGAUCUUGAAUCAUCAAAAUUCUUCAUUCACAACGCAAUUAAUAUUUGAUGUGACUUAUGGCUUUCGAAUGAAUGACAAGAACAAGCUUUUUACAUAAACAAUUGUGGUAGCUUGUACGCUUCCGUCAUACUGAAAGGGCAAAUUUAACCAAAGAUUUUUUUCUUUAACUUCAGUUUGAAUAAGUGUUAUACUUUACAGUCUUACAACAAGCAUUCCUUAGCUUCCCGAGCUCAUUAGCAAUGAUGGAUUUUACUUUUUCAAUGUUAUAAUCACUGUUUACUGUUCAAAACACAUACUUUUAAAACAUUCCUACUUUAUUGAUGACCACAUUGAUUAAUAAUGCUCACAAUAAUAUGCAACUCAAUGGUAAUCCUUAAUCACACAUGGCUGCAGUAUGUGUCUUAUAAUUCAUGGCAAAUUGCAAUACAUUGUGCAAUAUGUACUCAGUGUAACAUAGUGUAUAUAUGCUGCUUUAUAUUGCAUUUGUUGAAGUGAAUGUAAACUUUACAGAGUCAGAAAAGGGAGGAAGGGGGUAUGUGAUGUGGCAUUGCUCCACCCAUUUACUCAAAUGUUUUAUAUGAUUCCCCAAGCUUUUAAAUGCUGUUGCAAAUUAAAGGAUGUGUAACUUUAGAAUGGAUGGGCUUUUGACCAAACGUCCUUGUUCAAUUAUUGGAAUAUUAACUAUCAAUUGAUUCAUUGUAAUUUUGUUACUGUUUUUAAUGAGGUGAGAGAACCUCUCUGAAUGUUCUGGAGCCCCUGUUUCUGUGCCAUUGUCAUACUGAGCAGAUUAAUGCGACCUGGAGGACUCGUCAUAGUAGAUAUUUCUAUAUAUGAAGCUCAACUUAAUGU
Hippocampus comes (tiger tail seahorse) is the source of this 5496-nucleotide messenger RNA. RefSeq names its product synaptopodin (gene synpo). Gene Ontology annotation, molecular function: actin binding. The coding region runs from base 1143 to 4607 and encodes 1154 amino acids. The record is from RefSeq and is a predicted model, not a curated record. Gene Ontology annotation, biological process: positive regulation of actin filament bundle assembly. The transcript is spliced from 4 exons. Gene Ontology annotation, cellular component: actin cytoskeleton; Z disc; nucleus. NCBI's taxonomy places the organism in Eukaryota, Metazoa, Chordata, Actinopteri, Syngnathiformes, Syngnathidae.